AUACAGGUUCAUCGAUGUAGUCCCAGAUGGAGAAGUCAGUUUACUAACAAAUCGGCUGAAUCUAUCUGGUUUCCUCCACUCUCGUCAGCAGCUACUGACUCUACCAAAGACUGGAACAAUAGCAGGAAGGCUGCCAGUGGGAAACAGGCUGAUCUCUAACAAGGACAAGCAGUAGAUUGUGUGACUGUGAUGGCACUAGAAUAAAAACAACCUGCAUUUCAGCCUCAGAUGUACACAUGAUGGAGCAACUGAUCAAGGUCUUCACACCAAAAUGUAUUUUGCAACAUAUUUUGGCAGGAUACAAGGCCCUCUUCAUUACAGUCAAGGAUGGAUGUUUUACUGUGGAUGUUUUGUUCUAUCAUUAGCCAAAUUCUUGCGACCCAUGGUAUAGAGAAUUCAAGGACAGUUUUGAUGACAUAUGAUAACAGCAGAUCUGUUCUGCACAGACACAAAAGAGAUUGGAGAUGGAAUACCUUUUAUAUGGAUGAAGAAAAAAAACCAACUCUACCACAUUUAAUUGGAAAGCUGUCGUCCACGAAGGUCAAUGGAAGUGCAAGGUUUGUUAUAGAGGGAGAAGGAGCUAAUACCAUUUUUAAAGUGGAUGAUGUUGGUGAUAUUUAUGCCUGGAAGACACUGGAUCGUGAAGAAAAGUCCAUCUAUCACCUCCGAGCUCAAAUCUUUGACAAAAUAACCAACAAACAGUUGGAACCAACAUCAGAGUUUGAGAUCAAGCUCAAUGACGUCAACGACAAUGCUCCUAGAUUCACACACAGUAUAUAUAAUGGCUCUGUUAAAGAGAUGUCUAAACCAGGAACCACCGUGUUACAAGUAAUAGCUGUCGAUCCAGAUGACUCCUCGGUGUCAGGACAUGCCAGGGUCACAUACAGUAUCAUUAAAGGCGGAGAAAACUUCCAUAUUGAUUUAGACACAGGAAUAAUUACAUCAUCCAAUAUAUUGGACAGAGAACAACAGAAAACCUAUGAAUUGGUUGUGAAAGCUAAGGAUAUGCCAGGUUAUGAAGGAGGCUUUUCAAGCACUGCAUCUGUAAUAAUUACCCUGGAAGACAUAAAUGACAAUGCGGCUACAUUUACAAAGAAACACUACACAAUUUCUGUGCUAGAAGAUAAACCUAUUAGAUCUGAGGCUGGGAUGCUCCAAAUUGAAGAUAAAGAUGAGCCACAGAACACAAAUCCAAUGUUCAGUUUUGUGAAACGAGAUUUUAGGGAUCUCUUUGAUGUUGUUUCAGACAACAUCACAAAAAAUGCGAUCAUUGUUUUAAAACAGCCCCUUGACUAUGAGAAAGUUAAGAUGUACACUAUGGAAGUUGAAGUGACUGAAAUCACUACAGUCCCCCCUGGUAAAAGGGAGGUACAGGGUAACACCAGGGCGAUGGUGUUUCUCAAUGUUUUAGAUGUUGACGAGCCUCCUGUUUUCCAGCGUCCUUCUUACUUCUUCAGUAUUUUUGAGAACGCCUCCCUUGGCACUCAUGUUGGCACUGUUUCUGCGGAGGAUCCAGAUGAAGCCCAGAAAAUUGUAAGAUACUCCAUCAAUGGGGGAAAUGUAGUCACAAUUAACAAAGACUCUGGAUCUAUUAAAACAAGUAAUAACCUGGACCGGGAGAUGAAUGCCUGGCACAACAUCACUAUCACUGCAGUAGAAGAUGGUCCUGGAGGUAAAGAAUCCACAGUUUCUAUGUUCUUGAAGGUUCUUGAUAUAAAUGACAAUUCUCCAAUAUUGGAUUAUGAAAAUGACCUCUUUGUAUGUGCAAAUGCCAGACCUGGAAAGGUAAUAAAGACAAUUGCCGCCAGUGACAAAGACGAAAUGACUACUGGACAAAAAAUAAGCUUCUAUUUAGAUCAUGCCCACAGCAACUUCUCACUUGUGGACAAUCAUGACAAUACAGCAAACAUAACUUUAAAACAAGGGGGCUUCAACCCAGAUGAAAAGAAAACAUAUUUCCUUCCUGUCGUUAUCUCUGACAAUGGUAGGCCUCAGCUCAUAAGCACCUACACCCUGAAUAUCGUGGUCUGUGGAUGUGACGCGAAUGAGAUCUAUUCCUGUACGGGAGACUAUGCAAAGACCGGAGUUAGCGGCCACGCCCUUGCAGUCAUUCUACUCUGCAUCGUCGUCUUAGUCAUUACAUUGCUAAUUGCCAUGAGAAGAAAUAUCAAGAAAGACUCACUUGCCACUUUGGGAAAGAGCUCCGGAGAAAUCCACGAGCAGCUUGUGUCGUAUGAUGAAGAAGGGGGCGGAGAAAUGGACACUAACGGUUACGAUGUCUCUGUGCUCAACUCAGCACGGCACAACAGCAUGAGGCCUAGACCAGAGGCACAGCCUGGGCCUUGCCUUUACGCAACGGUCCAGAAGCCUGCAGCAAAGGGGGAAAUGGCCGUCAUGAUUGAAGUGAAGAAGGACGAAGCUGACCACGACCGAGAUGGGAUCCCCUACGACACGCUGCACAUCUACGGAUAUGAAGGCUCAGAGUCUCUGGCCGGGAGUCUGAGCUCCCUAGAAUCUGCUUCAUCCGACUCAGACCUGGACUACGACUUCUUAAAUGACUGGGGGCCUCGCUUUAACACAUUAGCCGAACUCUAUGGUGUAGAAGGCGUUGAGAACGGCUAUGAAUAUUAAUUCUUCAACAAUUAUUAUUAUUUUAAUUUCCUUUUAUUUUUGAGGAGGGGUUAUUUUACCAAAGUAGGUAAAUAACAAGGGUGCUUAAACAGAUCACAUUAAGUUACCGAGCAAUGCUUUUUUUUUUUAUAUUCAAUGGAAUGGCAAGAAGAAAAAUAUUGUUGGUUGCAAACUGACAGUAAACAUUGGUGGCAUUCAGCUGUUGGCAUGUCAGGAAAAACUGACAAUACAGUGCAGAUUUUGGACAGGAAGCAAUUCAAAUAGCUUUUGCAUGCCUUUGAUGGCAAUUACAAUGUAUUUGACAGCUUAUUGACAUAGAUACUGUGGGAGGCUAUAACAGAUAUACUGCCUACAAGGACAAGCAUAAAAAAAAACAUUGCAAGCAAUUCCGGAAAUAUUGGACAGCUUCACAUGGUCUAUACAAGGCCAUAGUUGACAGAAAUACAGCCUUUACAAAUUUAACCUUUAAACCUACAUGGCAAAAUGCUAUAGACAAUUUCUGCAUACACCAUCAUAAUAUAAACUUGAAAUAAUCAUGUUUUGGUUUUCAAAUUAUAACAAAAAGAAAAUAUUUACUUUGUAUAUGUUAAUCAUGUCUGUCCAUAUCUACCUACAUCCAUUAAACAUUAAUUUUCUACCAUACACAGAGUUUUACGUAAAGUUUUCUGUCCAGAAUUACAUGUGUGCAAAUGUAUAGCGAUGCUGGAUUCACUUAAUGGAAGUUUAUUGUUUGUUUGCCUGUUUAACACCUUUGAAUCUACUGCCUAAACUAUGCAAAAGAAAAAUAAAGCACUGGAAUGAACUUCCUGCACUUCUGUUUCACCGGAAACACGAUUCCUGUGCUGUCAUUGUAAAGUUUUUAUAGCACAUCGUUAGGCUCUUCCUGUUUCCAAGGAAAGAAAUAAUAAAUAACGGGAAUAAUAAAUAAUGUGCUUUUGAUCAUACUGCCUGUACCUAAAGGCCAGGAUCUAUUCCAACAGCAGCCUAGUCUAAUUAAAUAACAGGUUGUUCCACAUACAUUUUCAGUUGUUUUUCAAAUUCAAAUGUAAUUCGACCCACCUGCUCAUCCACUUCAUAGCAGCAGGUUGUUCUCAAAUUACACUCGAAGUCUGUCUCAACUUAAUUUCCAGCUGUGUCCUGUGGCCCUGGUUUCUGUGCUGUGCUUCAAAUGUUUUGUAGCAUAAAGUUUUAAAAACUUAAAUCAAGUCUCCCUGAUUAUUCUGUAUGGUAAAUAAAUAAUUCUAAAUGUAUUUCUUCACCUAUCUUCAUUGCCCCUGGAUCAGUCUGUCUACACUGACCUCUCUAAGGCUAUCAAACAUUCACAAAAAAUUAAGAAAAAAAAAAUGCAAAUAUAAUUGUGCGCUGCAAACUUGAUUUAAUUACUAAAAUGGGCUUCAAUGAAAAAGUCCUUCAAGUCUCAUGGUUUUAUUUGGGCUUUUAAUGAGAACAUAUAACUGUGUUACUGUAAACAGCAAGUGUGAAACUAUUUAACCACAUUAUUUAAUGUGUUUUAUAUUAUAUAUGGGUUUAUGGUUGAUCAUUUUAUAAUACUUUUUUAAGUUCGGUUUUAUAAUGUUUUGUUUAAUAAGCCAUUGUAUAUGUAAACAAUUUAUAUUAUUUUCUACUAACAUUAAAACGUGUAAGCACCUAUUAAUUGAACUACUGCUGUGACAUGUCUACUGCCAAUGUCAGGUCAUGUACCUGUAACUGUUUUUUUUUUUUUUUUUUUUUUAUUAAAUCUGAGUCCCAUCACUGUACAUAGAAAAAGUGUAUUUGGCUCAAUAUCCCUAAUGCUGGUACUAGACAUUUGUUCCACCAGAUGUCGCUAUUUGACAGAAAUGGUCAACUACAUUCCAAGGGUGUGUGCCUUAUAUGACGGAAGCUCCAAUUUGUGGUGAUUUUUUUAAAAUGAAAGUGAGUGUAAAAUUAUUAACCUGGAUUACCAAUGUACUGUUUUGUUUUUUUGUUUUCUUUAAUAUGUAUAUGUAUCUAUUUUAUCAAUAAACAGAGAGUCAAUCACAA
Polyodon spathula (Mississippi paddlefish) is the source of this 4653-nucleotide messenger RNA. RefSeq names its product cadherin-5-like. Gene Ontology annotation, biological process: cell morphogenesis; multicellular organism development; homophilic cell-cell adhesion. The record is from RefSeq and is a predicted model, not a curated record. Gene Ontology annotation, molecular function: cadherin binding; calcium ion binding. The coding region runs from base 328 to 2631 and encodes 767 amino acids. The transcript is spliced from 14 exons. Lineage: Eukaryota; Metazoa; Chordata; Actinopteri; Acipenseriformes; Polyodontidae. Gene Ontology annotation, cellular component: catenin complex; bicellular tight junction; plasma membrane.